GGCGGUUCUCGGCCACCGUAACAGUUAUUGUCAGCCUGCUUGUCUGAACUUCAAUUUCUCUUCUUCUUUUUCUGUUUAGAAACGUCUGAGCUUUGGGAUUUUUUCCUCCUCGGAUCAGGCCCACAAACCGAGCGAGGUGUAACAUAUGGUUCAAGGUUUGGGCUAAUUACUGCCAACAUGGAACAAAUUAUGUUUAGCCUCGGUUGCCGGGGCGACUGAAGAAAGGUGCGCUGCACGAGCGGGGUAGACCCCGGGAAAGUGACGUCAGCAGACGGUGCUCCUCGCACGAGCUCUCAACCAAUAUCCAAUUCAGUCCAGUAACAAACAGCCCGGGCAGUGGCCGUCUAUGUGUUUACAGACUCCGCUGAAAGUACCGGGGAUGGUGUCAUUUGAGGACGGUGAGUGUGGCUCUGAGGCUGUUGACAAACGGAGGAGGACGACCACAACAGACGCGGUCACACCGGUCCAGCGGCGUCACACUGUCCGGCACAGGAAGCAGAAACUUCAGUCAAAGAUGUGUGACUCCGGUUUCGAAGAAGACUUGGGAGCCUCGCCCAUCUCAACCCCGGUUAGGAUGGUUGUGUCCCCUCUCCGUCCAGACGACCCACCUGCUGGAGAGCUGUCCACCUGGUACCUGCAGUACGGAGACAUCGGUUACAAGAUCCAGAGGGAGAGAGAGGAGCUGUUUCAUCCAUGCAAGAGUCUGGCACGCCAGCCACAGGUAGGACUCUGAAUCAAACAGAGACAGUCACACACAAAGGUUUCCAGUUUAAACAGAACUACAGCGUGAACUCAUGUAGUCUUUGAAAACAUUUAUUUCUGGUUUUGACUUUUUGUUGUUGUUGUUGUUGUCUUUUUUUUGCAUAGUAUCAACCAAAAUAUGUACAAGCAUUUUGUCAAUGUGGGAUACAACUGUAAAUAGCACGUCUUUCCAGUGUGCCCAUUUUUUUCAUAUUUCAGAUCACUACAUCAAGGCAAUCACAGUUUUGUGCCUCUAACCUUCACAGACUCCAUGAAUUGAUGCCCAUCUCCUAAAUAUUUGGUCACAUGAUCAAUUUCUUUUUACCAUUUCUAAGCAACAGAGGGUGGCUCAACUUACCCUUUAGCUCAGCGUACCCCACUCUCCCCUAUAUCUUCUUUAAGGCAGAGCUAAAAUCCUUUAGUCUAUGAUCUGAGAUCUGACCACUGAUGAAGAUUGGUUUUAUUUUCAGUUGACUGCAGAGGCUCGGUGUAAACUGGUCAGCUGGCUCAUCCCUGUACACAAACAUUUCCGUCUGUCCUUUGAGUGCUGCUGCCUCGCGGUGAACAUCAUGGACCGGUUCUUGGCAUCCACACCAGUGGCUGCUGAUUGCUUCCAGCUCCUGGGGGUCACUGCCCUCCUCCUGGCCAGUAAACAGGUGAGCAAAUGAAUAAGGAGUAUAAAAUUUGUAUCUUUGCAUUACACUAUAUUAAUCACCAACUCUCUCCUCAGGUGGAGGUGGGCUCACCGGGUAUCAGCCAUCUGUUGUCGUUCUGCUGUGACGCCUUCACUAAAGAGCAGCUCUGUAACCUGGAAUGUCUCAUCCUGCUGCGCCUCAACUUCUGCCUCUCUGCGCCCACCCUGGCCUUCUUCUUGGACUAUUACACCAACUGUGUUGAGGUUGCUCAGCUUGCAUGUGCAGACGCCGACAAGUUUGCAACAGUGACUCCUGACACAAAAAGACCCAGACUCUGCAGCAGCCUGGCACAGGAAGUGUGUGAGUUGAGUCUGGCAGACUAUGCUUUCAACAAAUACCCUCCAUCUCUGACCGCUGGGUGUGCGCUGAAGCUGGCUGGUGAGCUGCUGAAAAGUGAACCAAGGAUGAUGAAGUGUGCAAAGACUCAGACACAGGAGGACAUAUGGGAAAGGUUCGUGGGUGAAUUAUGUUCCCAACAAGUGACAUCAAACCAAGGUCUGGCCCAGGAAUGCAAAGAAAACUUGAAGCUGCUGGUGUCAUUGAACAGGGAGGCGCUUGGAUGUGAUGUAGCUAGAAAUUAAGAGAUGUAAGAAAAUGCUAAAUUAAAAAAAAAACAUCCCCUGGCUCUUAUGCAUAUUCAACCUCAUACCUCAAAGACAAUCAGCUGAUUGCAACAACUGAAUGUUUUACAACUUGGCAUACUGGUUUCAUAUUUAUUGUUAGGAGAUUAUUGUUUACCACAAAAGUAUAUUAAUAUAUUCUUUUUAAUUUAAGUCAAUCAGUCUUUUUUUGCUGUUUAUGCACUGAAUUACUGCAGCUGUCUGUUACUGUUGCAACGUUUUGUAAAGUAAUGAAGCAUGCUGUGUUGAGUUGAUUUGUUAUGAUGAAAUAAACUAUCAAUCAAGUA
Messenger RNA from Xyrichtys novacula (pearly razorfish), 2343 nucleotides. The record is from the annotation of a GenBank genome assembly. Lineage: Eukaryota; Metazoa; Chordata; Actinopteri; Labriformes; Labridae.